Molecule: messenger RNA, 1656 nt
Organism: Sorghum bicolor (sorghum)
Lineage: Eukaryota; Viridiplantae; Streptophyta; Magnoliopsida; Poales; Poaceae
Product: lichenase-2-like
Exons: 2
Coding region: 181-1188 (335 amino acids)
Biological process (GO): carbohydrate metabolic process
Cellular component (GO): plasma membrane
Molecular function (GO): hydrolase activity, hydrolyzing O-glycosyl compounds
Source: RefSeq, a predicted model, not a curated record
AACACUUGUUUCGUCAAGGAAACACAAUUCAGCACAAAGCCAAGACCAAGAGAGAAACACAUAGAGUCUUCUUGGAGAGACGUGUUAGCAUAGCCACGAAAGAGAGUGCUCUGCUGGCCGGCCUUCUGCUACCACCAGCCUUCAAGCUAUAGGCAACAGAGAUAGAGAGGUUGAGAGAGAAUGGCAAGCAGGCAAGGUGUAGCCUCCAUGUUCGCCAUGGCAUUGCUCCUCGGCGUCUUUGCAUCCAUCCCACAAAGUGUUGAGGCCAUCGGGGUGUGCUACGGCAUGAGCGCCAACAACCUGCCGCCGGCGAGCACGGUGGUGAGCAUGUACAAGUCGAACGGCAUCACGGCGAUGCGGCUGUACGCGCCGGACCAGGGCGCGCUCCAGGCCGUGGGCGGCUCGGGCAUCAGCGUCACCGUCGGCGCCCCCAACGACGUGCUGUCCUCCAUCGCUGGCAGCCCGGCGGCGGCGGCGUCGUGGGUCCGCAACAACAUCCAGGCGUACCCUUCCGUCUCCUUCCGCUACGUGUGCGUGGGCAACGAGGUGGCCGGCGGCGCGGCGCAGAACCUGGCGCCCGCCAUGGAGAACGUGCACGCGGCGCUGGCGGCGGCGGGGCUGGGCCACAUCAAGGUGACGACGUCGGUCUCCCAGGCCAUCCUCGGCGUGUACAGCCCGCCGUCGGCGGCGCAGUUCACGGCGGAGGCGCAGGGUUUCAUGGGCCCCGUGCUGCAGUUCCUGUCCCGGACGGGCUCCCCGCUGAUGGCCAACAUCUACCCGUACCUGGCCUGGGCGUACAACCCGAGCGCCAUGGACAUGAGCUACGCGCUCUUCACGGCGUCGGGCACCGUGGUCCAGGACGGCGCGUACGGGUACCAGAACCUCUUCGACACCACCGUCGACGCCUUCUACGUCGCCAUGGGCAGGAACGGAGGCUCCGGCGUGCCGCUGGUGGUGUCGGAGAGCGGGUGGCCGUCCGGCGGCGGCGUGCAGGCGACGCCGGCGAACGCCAGGGUGUACAACCAGUACCUGGUGAACCACGUCCGGCGAGGGACGCCGAGGCACCCGGGCGCCAUCGAGACGUACCUCUUCUCCAUGUUCAACGAGAACCAGAAGGAGAGCGGCGUGGAGCAGAACUGGGGCCUCUUCUACCCAAACAUGCAGCGGGUCUACCCCAUCAGCUUCUAGUCUAGUCUAGCUCAUCAACGGAAGCUAGCUAGGUAGCUGGUGCCUGCUGCUGGGACGAGAGAGAUCGAGCCGUAUUACGUACGUAUAUACACGGACCGCCGUAUAUGUCUGUAAGUACGUAUACGUAUAGCAUGUAUGUAUAUGUACGGUAUGUGUGUGGGGCUUGCUUUGCGACCGCUGGGAGUAUAUCCAAUCGAUGCUACUCCCAGAUGCGUACGCCGUGAGUGAGUGAGUGAGUGAGUAUAUGUAUGUAUACAUCGAAAGGGGAUCGAUCGGAGACGUACGACGCUCUCGUACCGUAGAUAAUAAAUACGGUACAUCGUCGUCGUCAAUUGAUGAUCUCCCUUCGUAGCUAGUAGUAUAUAGAUGAGGUUGGGAUAAGAGAAAGUGAUACAGGUGUACAUUAUUAUCACGUACCGUAUAACUAGCUAUACGGUUUAAUUAAUUUGGAAUAUGUAAUUUCUCACC